AAAAAUUGUUGUCUGUUGACAAAAAAUAUUUUGAGGUUGGUUAAUUGAUAACAUAGUCUUUUCUUUCUAAAUAAUUGUGGUACUUACUACCUAGUUCACCCGUUUGUAUUUUAGAAUUUUCAUCCACAAACAUCCAAAAUGUUGAUGCCAAAAAAGAAUCGUAGAGCUAUCUAUGAAUACCUCUUCAAAGAAGGUGUAAUGGUUGCUGAAAAAGAUUUCCAUAAACCUGUACAUCCCGAUAUUGAAGGCAUUCCAAAUUUGCAAGUUAUCAAAGCUAUGCAGAGUCUCAAAUCUAGAGAUUAUGUUAAAGAACAAUUUGCAUGGCGUCACUAUUAUUGGUACUUGACAAACGAGGGAAUUCAAUACCUUAGGGAUUAUCUUCAUUUACCAACUGAGAUUGUUCCAGCUACAUUGAAGAGACAAGCUAGACAAGACGCAAGAGGACCCAGAACAACACCAGGAGGAAGGCCUGAAGGCGGCAGAUCUGGUGAAGACAGAGCAACUUAUAGACGAGCUCCAGGUGCACCUGGAACUGACAAGAAAGCUGAAGUGGGUGCUGGUACUGCUGAAUUGGACUUUAGAGGACCUGGUGCAUUUGGUGGAUUUGGCCGUGGUAGAGCUCCACCUCAAUAAAUGUAAUUAAUUAUAUUACUUAAAAAUAAAAAAUUACAAAAUAAAAAAAAGUAUAAAAUUUA
Messenger RNA from Rhopalosiphum maidis (corn leaf aphid), 695 nucleotides. RefSeq names its product 40S ribosomal protein S10 (gene RpS10b). The record is from RefSeq and is a predicted model, not a curated record. The transcript has 5 exons. Lineage: Eukaryota; Metazoa; Arthropoda; Insecta; Hemiptera; Aphididae. Gene Ontology annotation, cellular component: cytosolic small ribosomal subunit. Gene Ontology annotation, molecular function: structural constituent of ribosome; RNA binding. The coding region runs from base 139 to 633 and encodes 164 amino acids.